AUGACUAGAGUAUGUGUGAAACAACUUCCAAAGCAUCUCACAGAGAGGAGGCUGAAAGAGCACUUUGAACGAUUCGGUGUCGUCACUGAUUGUAAGAUUAUGAAGGCUGGUGAUGGAUCAUCUAGAAUGUUUGGAUUCGUUGGAUUCUCUACAGAUAGCGCAGCUAAACAGGCAUUGAUGCUACAUGGAUCAUUCUUGGACACGUCAAAGAUAACGGUGGAGAUGGCUGUUGGCAAUGAACAGGCUGCUAGACCAUGGUCAAAGUACUCUGCAGGCUCAUCUGCUUAUAACAAGUUGCACGAAGCUGAUAAGAACAAACAACUUCAAGAGUUGGCCAAACAGAAGAAGGGGAAGGGCAAGGGCGACGAAGAUGAUCUCGAGAAUGAUGAUGAAUACAAGAAGUUCAAGGGACUGAUGCAGCCCAGAAGCACAAAGAAUCUAUGGAGCAAUGAGGAUAAUGACACACUGAAGAGUGACCAGCCCGCCACACUACCAAAGAGCAAGAGAAGAAUAGAGCACGAUUAUAAGAAGAAUAAGGAUCUGGUCAUGUUUGACGACGAUGUCAAGGGUGAUGGUGCAGCCAAGGGUGAUGACGACGAUGAUCUAUACGAGGACAUGCCCUCAGCACAAAAGCAAGACAAACAAGAUAGUGAACAAGGCAACACAAUAGCAAAGGAUAGCGCAGUGUCUGACUUGGAUUGGUUCAAAUCAAAGUUGCAAAAGGAUGAUGGAGACGAUAACGAUAAUGAAGAUGAUGAAGAACAAGAGGACUACGAACAAGAAGAGGAAGUAGAGGAAGAGGACGAGGAGGACAAAGACGAAGAGAUGAAGGAGGAGGAGCAAGAUGAGGAUGAAGAGGAGGAGGAGGUAGAAGAGAAGAAGGUUACAACAUUCAAGGAAUCAAAGUUCGAGUUUGAAUCGGAUUACUCCAGGCCAGAUGAUCAAGAGGAUGUUGGAGAGUCUGGAAGACUGUUCCUGAGGAACCUGUCAUUCACAGUGACAGAGGACGACUUGAAAAAGCUAUUUGAGCCUUAUGGAAAGCUGUCAGAAAUAUAUAUUCCAAUCGAUAAGGACACCAAGAAGUCAAAGGGUAUUGCAUUCCUCUUGUACAUGGUGCCAGAGAAUGCCGUUCAGGCCAUGACUGAGAUGGACGGCAAGAUCAUCCAGGGUCGACUUGUACACAUCCUUCCAGCCAAGAACGCACCACACACUGUCAAGAAGGCCAACGCCGAAGACGAAAAGAACACCAGUAGUUACAAGAAGCAGCAAGAGCGUGAGCUCAAGGCUGCAGCAGGAUCGACCUACAACUGGAACGCCCUAUUCAUGAGAUCUGACGCGAUUAUAAGUUCAUUGGCAGAGAGAUAUAAGCUGACGCAGGGAGAGAUAUUGGAUCCAAAUUCGACAGACAUGGCAGUUAGGAUGACAUUGAUGGAGACAUAUAUUAUCAAUGAGACUAGGAAGUUCUUGGAGGAGGAAGGCGUUGUCAUUGAUAAGAUUGGUGGCAAGGGCAUCGAGCGUAGCAAGACAGUCAUUCUGGUAAAGAACAUCCCUCACAAGACUACGACCAAUGAGUUGGAGCAACUGUUUAGCAAGUUUGGCGAGUUGGCAAGGAUGCUACUGACACCCGCCAGGACAUUGGCGCUGGUUGAGUUCUACCACGUCUCAGAAGCCAAGGUCGCCUUCCAGAACUUGGCCUACACAAAGUUCCACCAUGUGCCUCUAUACCUCGAGUGGGCGCCCAACGGCGUGUUUAGCAGGCCAGCCGAGACAAUGGAGCAAAAGCAGGCGCGCAGGGAGGAGCAGUUACAGAAGGAGAAGGAGGAGGAGAGACAGCGCGCCAAGGAGGAGCGUGAGCGCGAGAAGCUGAUGGCCAAGGCUGGUGAGGUGCCAACGAUCAUGAAGGCCGACUAUAAGCCAUCAUACGUAUUUAUCAAGAACUUGCACUUUGACACCAAGAACGACACACUCAAGGAGCGUCUCAAGGGCGUCAAGGACUUUGUCAACGUCAACAUUGCCACCAAGCUUCAUCCAAAGACUGGUGAGAAGCUGAGUCAUGGUUACGCCUUUGCCGAGUUCUCAUCCAAGCAGGGCGCAUUCGAAUGCAUCAAGAAGUGGAAUGGCGCGACGAUCGAUGGUCACGAGAUCACGAUCAAACUGUCGGACAAGAACACACUGGAGGUCGGUGGCAAGGACAAGGAGCUGCCCGAGCACGCCAAGAAGAAGCAAAAGACAGAGGGCGAUGGUGCGCCAGUUGCCACCGUGUCGACCAAGAUCCUGGUCAAGAAUCUUGCGUUCGAGGCCACUCAAAAGGACAUCAGACAGCUGUUUGGAACGUAUGGCGAGCUGCAAUCGGUCAGACUGCCCAAGAAGCCACAAGGAGGCCACAGAGGUUUCUGUUUUGUCGAGUAUCUCACAGAGCAAGAGGCCAAGAAUGCCAUGGAUUCACUCAAGUAUCCUCAUCUCUAUGGAAGACAUUUGGUGCUCGAGUAUGCCGAGGCCGACAAGAACGUAGAGCAACUCAGGGAGAAGGCACAGACAGAGUACAAUAAACUCAAGGCCAAGAAGUAA
Acytostelium subglobosum LB1 is the source of this 2568-nucleotide messenger RNA. RefSeq lists its product as hypothetical. The coding region runs from base 1 to 2568 and encodes 855 amino acids. Gene Ontology annotation, cellular component: nucleus; ribonucleoprotein complex; cytoplasm. The record is from RefSeq and is a predicted model, not a curated record. NCBI's taxonomy places the organism in Eukaryota, Evosea, Eumycetozoa, Acytosteliales, Acytosteliaceae. Gene Ontology annotation, molecular function: mRNA binding. The transcript has 3 exons.